Molecule: messenger RNA, 657 nt
Organism: Penicillium waksmanii
Lineage: Eukaryota; Fungi; Ascomycota; Eurotiomycetes; Eurotiales; Aspergillaceae
Product: rhodanese-like domain-containing protein
Exons: 2
Coding region: 1-657 (218 amino acids)
Cellular component (GO): mitochondrion
Molecular function (GO): thiosulfate-cyanide sulfurtransferase activity
Source: RefSeq, a predicted model, not a curated record
AUGGCAUCCGCAUUCCAAUCCGCUAUCCGGCGCUCAGCCAGCACUAUAUCCUCCAAAGCCAUCAAAACACCAACCCGCCAAUUCCUCCGCUCAACCUCGGCCCUCCCGCACUCCGCAACAACCCGAGGCCUAACCUCCCUCUCGCGCCGAAGCGCACUCACAGCGCAGAACAAGCAAUAUCAAAUCCAAACCCAACAGACUCGAGCCCAGAUCCGCUGGUCAAGCAACCAGUCCAAGCCCGAAGCUGACCCUGAACAAAUUAACUUCCGACAAUGGGGAUUUGAAGAGAUAACAGCAACCCUCCCAUCAACCUCGCCCUCCCCAACCCACACCCCAAUCCUAAUCGACGUCCGCGAACCCGCCGAACUAGCCCAAGGAAUCAUCCCGCACGCCCUAAGCAUCCCACUCGCCUCCCAGCCCGACGCAAUGUAUCUCACGCCAGACGAGUUCGAGAUGCGCUUCGGGUUCCCCAAGCCAUCUGCUGAUGGCGAGACGCAGCUUGUCUUUUACUGCAAGGCUGGUGUGCGCGCUGAUGCUGCGGCCCGGUUGGCUGUUCAGGCUGGGUAUGAUGCUGAGAAGAUUGGGGUUUAUCAUGGGAGUUGGUUGGAUUGGGUUAAGAAUGGGGGGAAGGUUGAGGUUUGGGAUGGUGAUCAGUAG